AUGGAGCUCACAGAUCCAGACCGAAUCAGUAUGGAUCGGUACAACAUCUACAACAGAGCAUUUUGGGGACCAAUUAAAAAGAAGAAGUAUGCAAAUUCUGAGCUUCUUAAACUUUGUAGAGAAGCGGACCGUCAAAAGAUGUCGAGACUUAUAGUAUCGGCUUACGUGUACCAAGCUGAACUACAGACUUUGGCAGGGAAUCAAGGAGCUACGAUGGAGAGUAUUAUGGAUCAUCUUAACGUGCCGUUUGAAAUCCUAAAGGUCAAUCCGGACUUACAUGCAGCGAUGAAUGGAGCUGAUACUGUUGGUUGUUGGGCGAUUCUGGAGACUAAAUUCGCACAAUCAACCUUAGAAAAUCUGGGGCCUGGAAGAAUCCAGCGGGUAACGGCUCAGUAA
Messenger RNA from Phytophthora nicotianae INRA-310, 396 nucleotides. RefSeq lists its product as hypothetical. The transcript has a single exon. Bases 1 to 396 code for a protein of 131 amino acids. The record is from RefSeq and is a predicted model, not a curated record. Lineage: Eukaryota; Oomycota; Peronosporomycetes; Peronosporales; Peronosporaceae.